Molecule: messenger RNA, 1308 nt
Organism: Anopheles stephensi (Asian malaria mosquito)
Lineage: Eukaryota; Metazoa; Arthropoda; Insecta; Diptera; Culicidae
Exons: 4
Coding region: 87-602 (171 amino acids)
Source: RefSeq, a predicted model, not a curated record
CCGUCGCCGGACCGGAAUCGGGUAUCAGUUUCCCGCCGAACGUCAUCAACGUUGGAACGCUGGAACGCAGGAAUAACACACGCGGCAUGGAACCUAAGUUCGGUCGGUACAUCAAGUUUAACGGCUGCCUUAUAGUGCUGGUGGUCGGAUUUCGUGUAAUUGUAAACGCACACCAAUGGGUGGUACAGUUGCAGAACUGGCACGAGUAUCCUUUCCCGCAGGCACUUGAAAUGCGCAAUCAUCCCGUCGUAGAUGGAGUGUUUCAGAUUAUGUGGAUUAUUGCUGUUACCUCGUUCUAUCAGGCACUGUGGCUGGAAGUGGGGAUGUUGCUGUACCCGAUCGGUUUCGUGCUUGGCUUGGAAACCCUCAUUAUCGCCACUGGAGACGUGAUCAAGCGAUGGAACGGUGAUGCCGAGGAUUGCUUCCUGCGCAGUGGUCAAGUCGGGGUCUUGUGCUUCGCCGUACUGGUAUACUUUUACUACACUCUGUACAUCCUGAAGAAGUUGUUCCGAUCGGAUGAUCGUAGUAAGUUCACUACUCUACCAGCACCAUCCGGUUCGGCACAAAGACAACCCAGCAACCCAUUGGUGAGGGUACACUAGCAGAAGGCCGAGGGUCGGACCCAAAGCACAUCAAUUGACAGCGCACCUUCUUCGUUCGUAAUGGCAAGUUCGUGUACACGCGAGCCAUCUUUAUCGGCAAACUGUCUGUUUACGUUUUAGUGAACGCUUUGUGCCCGUGAAGGCUGCUACUGCCCUCCACUAUGGCAGGACGGUUGACUCAGAGGAGUCAGCCCAUCGACAUGUUGUGGAAGGGAAGGGCCGUUGUUAACUGUAGACGACGUCUAGUUAUCGCAUGAAAGCAUCAAUGUUUACAAGCACCGAAAUUAUCGGCACACUGUCCAUUGAUCAGACACUGAUGGUGUGUGAAGAAUUGUGUUGUCGUGUGUCUAGUGCUGCGCCAGUGUCUUCGUUUUGGCCUGCUGACAAGGACGCUUGCUUUAUCGUUCGGUUGUCCCUUCCUUUUUGCAAUGAAGUUGGAGGAAGCGGUUGUUGUCUGUCAUGUGCCAUGGACCCCUGUGUGUGUGUGUGUGCUUUGAUUGACUUGAGUGUGUCAAGGUGUCAAAUUGCAGCGUCCGCAGCUCCCGGGGGUUGUGUUAGAUAAAUAUGUUAAUGUUUUCCUGUACCGACAGCUGCCUCGGGGGAGUGAGUAGUUUGAUCCCUACUUAAGCGUGUCGUACGCCAGCGUCUUGCGAUGAGAAGUUAAGCAAUCGAAUAAAGUUAGUGAAUAAUUGUUUUCUUACGUUGA